This is a messenger RNA of Diospyros lotus (date-plum), 1201 nucleotides long. RefSeq names its product transcription factor MYBS3-like. Gene Ontology annotation, biological process: response to gibberellin; response to auxin; response to ethylene. The coding region runs from base 208 to 1002 and encodes 264 amino acids. The record is from RefSeq and is a predicted model, not a curated record. Lineage: Eukaryota; Viridiplantae; Streptophyta; Magnoliopsida; Ericales; Ebenaceae. The transcript has 3 exons. Gene Ontology annotation, molecular function: zinc ion binding; DNA binding.
CUUUAUACUGGAACAGGAGUGUGUGUGUAUAUUUAUGCAUAUACUUUUGUUGGGUAGGAAAUAGAAAACAUAUCCCAUCAUUAUAUAUAUAUAUGUGUGUGUGUGUGUGUGUGUGUGAUAUAUCAGUAGAUAGAGAGACAGACAGCCAGUGCUGCUCUCUUUCUCUGUCUCACUACGCAACUGGUUAAUUUUCUGUGGAAUUUGAAGAUGGUGAGGAAAUGCUCGCACUGUGGGAAGAUAGGGCACAAUACAAGGACUUGCAGGAGCCCCUAUAAUAAUGAUAGAGGAGACUACUCAGUUAUUAGAUCAUCACUUGCCGCUGCCGUUGCUGGUGGCUGUGGCGGCGGCGGAGGAGGAUUGAAGCUCUUUGGUGUCAAACUAAUUGAUCAUCACGCAAUAUCAUCAACCUCUUCUUGUUCUGAAAGUACUUCAUCAUCGUCAUCAUCGUCUUCUGCAGCUGCCAUGAAAAAGAGCUUCAGCAUGGAUUGCUUUUCUUCAUCUUCCGCCUCCUCCUGCUGGCUUUGCUCCGAUGGAAAUAUUAUUACUUAUUCUGACGGGAACAGGAUCCCCCAUGGCUAUCUCUCUGAUGGACUCGCUCGCAGAACUCGUCAGCCCAGGAAGAAAGGGGUGGCAUGGACGGAAGAGGAGCACAGGGUGUUCUUAGAAGGGCUGGAGAAGCUGGGGAAAGGCGACUGGAGAGGCAUAUCCCGCAACUUUGUCACCACCAGAACGCCCACGCAAGUGGCCAGCCAUGCCCAAAAGUAUUUUCUCCGCCAACAAAGACAAUCCUCUCUUAACACUAUGAAGAAACAACGCCGCCCCAGCCUCUUUGACCUGGUGGGACGCCAAAUAGCAGGCAUGAGUGAUUCCCAGCCCAUUGCUUCCAUUAUCAAUCCAACAAAAUCCGAAGCAGAAAGUUCAUCGUUACCGGAUCUAGAACUCAAGCUUGCAGCUCCUGCUCGGGCCUCCAGCCUUCUAUUUGGACCCAUUAGUGUGCUCUAGAAGCUAGAGAAUUUUUCUAAACCAUGCAUCCUUUCAAAGAUAAACCAAACCGGCUGGCUUUAUGGUUAUGGGCAUUUCUAUUCACACUAUAUAGCGAAAGACGUUCAUCUUUUAAUCCCCAUGUCAUCUAAGUGUCAGGAAAUUGUUGUGUUUGCAUAUGUAUCACGCUUGUGUUAUAUAUCUACUCAAUCUUCUUUAA